Molecule: messenger RNA, 2024 nt
Organism: Folsomia candida
Lineage: Eukaryota; Metazoa; Arthropoda; Collembola; Entomobryomorpha; Isotomidae
Product: cytochrome P450 9e2
Exons: 3
Coding region: 25-1554 (509 amino acids)
Molecular function (GO): oxidoreductase activity, acting on paired donors, with incorporation or reduction of molecular oxygen; monooxygenase activity; iron ion binding
Source: RefSeq, a predicted model, not a curated record
UCGCACAAUAUCCAGUCUCGCAAAAUGCCUCUCAGAGAAAAGCUCAUAUCCUUCAUUUCCACCUACGUGCUCCUCCCUCUCGUCACUUUGUACGCCUACAUGGUCAAAAAUCCUAAAACUCAAGAAUAUUUCGAAUCCAAUGGAAUCCUUUAUCUCGGGGACGUCUCGGUCGACUACGUCAACGAUUUUCUGCACGGAUUUGGAACCACCGAGUUCUUGACGCAUGUGUAUAAUCGAGUAAAAAAUGCGAAAGCUGACCUCGCCGGGUGUGGCUUGGCUGGACACAACAUCAUCAUAGCGAGGAAACCAUCUCUCAUAAAAGCAAUCCUGGUGAAGGACGCCUCCCACUUUGACAGGGUUCACACAAUGCUCAGCUUAAAAGGGGAUUACAUCGUGUCGAAAUUAAUGGUGUUCAUGCAAGGCGAGGACUGGAGGAGGACCCGCGCCAAGUUUGAAAGUGCCUUUACACCGAGUAAAGUCAAGCGUAGUUUCGAGCAAGCUAAUCAACUCGGGAAGAAUUUGGUGGCAUAUUUGACCCGAGAGUUGGAUAAGGAUCCAGAAAAAGGGAUUGAUUUCCAAAUUGCCGCUCAUAAAUUUUCUCUGGAUGCGGCUGGGUCCUCGACGCUGAAUUUAAACACGGCAUCCCUUCAAACACGCGCACCAUCGCGAUUUGAGCAAAUCUCGGCCAAAUUUUUUCUUUCAUUUGAUAGCUUUGCGAAUUGGUGGAAGCCCGCGUUUAUCCAAUGGUUUCCUCGAAUUGCGAUGUAUUUUAAGCUUACGGUCGUUGAUAAGGAAAUUCUUCAAUUUUACGGUCACGUUACGAGGGAGAAGAUGCAAAAUUCUGGAGGAGAUAAAAAUUCGAAUGAUUUCGUUGGUCUGGUCCACUCCACGUGGCAGGAACUGUACGGGAGUCACGUGGACCGACCGGAUCAAGAAGUAUGGAUGACAGCAAAUUUGUUUGGCAUGGUUUUACCGGGCUACAAGACGACUCAGACGCUGAUGGCGAUGUGUGCGUAUAUUUUGGCGCGGCAUCAAGAUGUGCAAGAUAAGUUGAGGGACGAGAUAAACGCUAUGAUCGAGUCGAACGGAGACGAAUUCAAUUUUGCAGCAGUUGGUGCAAUGACGUAUAUCGAAAUGGUGAUAAACGAAACUUCGAGAAUGUACUCGCCCGUGGGAUUGCUAGCGCGCAUGUGCAGAAAGGAAUACGCCGUCCCGGAUACUACACUUGUCUUAAAAGUCGGAGAUAUAAUAUUCAUUCCGACUUACGGUUUACACUAUGACGAAGAGUACUACCCAAAUCCGGGAGUUUUCGACCCGGAAAGAUUUUCUGGCGCAAAUAAGGAUUUCUCUUUUCUCCCGUUUAGUCAUGGACCUAGGAAUUGCAUAGGACUCCGAAUGGCUAUGGUACAAACAAAAAUGAUGUUGUGCCACGUUCUCCGAAAUUUUAAUCUCACUCCAUCUCCAGAAACUUACAUUCCCAUGAAGUUCGUUAAAUCUGCAUUUCCAGUCAUGGAUACGGAAAAAGUGAUUCUGUGCUGCACUAGAAUUGAGUGAGCAACUGGAGUACAAUUAGAUUUAUUAUACGAUUGUCUUGAACGUUCAAGAAACGGAGAAUAUGUACAAUAAACGUUUAUGUACAGAAGUACGUGUAACUAAUUUAACACAUAUGUUAAUGCUGCAACAAAUUUUUAACUUUGACAUAUUUACAAAAGAUUGCUGGAAACAAUUUGGUAAUAUUAAGCAGUGCCACUACAUAAUUUGAAAUGAGGCUGUUUUUUAAAAUUUAUGGAAUUAGAUUUAAAAUUGUAUGUUUGUCAGAGAGCAGUUACGUUUACCAUUAUUUUAUUGGCCCAAGAAACACAAAUAUGUACUUAUGUAUGUACUACAAUAAAUAUAAAUCCAUACAUAUUUGCGUAUGUAUGUACACAAAUAUGUAAGAAUAUUAUUAAUUUAACUAGUACUGAAUUUAAGUGAUGUGCAACUAAUUUUACUUUCAUUGCAAAUAAAAAUGCUAAACCCGUUCA